This is a messenger RNA of Babesia bigemina, 759 nucleotides long. RefSeq lists its product as hypothetical. The coding region runs from base 1 to 759 and encodes 252 amino acids. Lineage: Eukaryota; Apicomplexa; Aconoidasida; Piroplasmida; Babesiidae. The transcript has a single exon. The record is from RefSeq and is a predicted model, not a curated record.
AUGGCCUACAAUUGGUUGACUGACGUUCCUCGCAACUUCAAGGAGGCCAUCGACUGGUUGAUCGCCUUGAAGGGAACUGAUGGCGUGAACAACUUGAAGGCCAUGGGUACCGCGAUUCACGCAAUUCUCGCUAACAAACCUGCAGGAUUCACGAAAGUGCCAGCGCUAGAGGACGUUAAACUUAUUACUAAGGAAUUCCUGGAGAAAGACAACAUUAAGGACCUGUCUCCGGCAAGCGACAUGCUUCAAAGAUUCAGCAAGCCUAUGAUAAAAUCCAAUUCUUAUGCCAAAAAGUUCAACUUCGAGGAAAGCGACUAUGUGAACGUCAUAAGUACUCGUGCUAUGAAACCUGAAGAUAUUGCACAUGAUAUAACUGAACUUGUGUAUGGCUGUGCAAAGUUCCUGGAAGAAAUCAAAACCCCUGACAAGUACAAUUCUGCAUACAGUCCAGAAACAAAUUGGGAGGCAUCAUGCGCUAGAAAUCCGCAAGCGUGCGCAGUGGUAUUUGUCGGGAUUGCUCCAAUGUUGUUCGUAGGUCUACGUUCUUUGCAGUUUGCGAGCUAUAGUGAUGGGUUCAACUGGCUGCGGUUUAAUAGGAUGAAGGUUAGUAUGGUAGAUGUAUUGGAAGCCAUGGGUUACAAAAAGUCGGAGCUACCACUCAUUAAGAAUGGUUCAAAUGUCUUCAAUGCGUUGAAAAACGUGAGCUCCCGAAUGUUGUCCACACUCUACGAUCUCAGUGGAUUUUGGGCAUUCUAUUGA